Molecule: messenger RNA, 2748 nt
Organism: Aspergillus udagawae
Lineage: Eukaryota; Fungi; Ascomycota; Eurotiomycetes; Eurotiales; Aspergillaceae
Gene: chiA1
Product: class III chitinase ChiA1
Exons: 3
Coding region: 1-2748 (915 amino acids)
Biological process (GO): carbohydrate metabolic process
Cellular component (GO): extracellular region
Molecular function (GO): chitinase activity
Source: RefSeq, a predicted model, not a curated record
AUGGUGUCCAGCAAGUUUUCUCUCGUCGCCACGGCUGUUGCAGCCCUAGCUCCCCUGGCGUCUGCUUUCGAUGCCUCCUCAAGAUCCAACCUUGCCGUCUACUAUGGUCAAGGUCCUGACCAGCUCCGUCUGAGCCACUUCUGUCAGGAGACCUCCUUGGACAUCAUCAAUAUUGGUUUUAUCAACUAUUUCCCCGAUAUGAGCCCUGGAGGAUGGCCGGGCUCCAACUUUGGCAACCAGUGCGACGGUUCCACCUACGUUACUAAAGAUGGCGUUAAAACCAAGUUGCUGUCCGGCUGUCAUCAGAUCAUGGAGGAUAUUCCCAUCUGCCAGGCGGCUGGUAAGAAGGUCCUGCUGUCCAUUGGUGGUGCCUAUCCCGCAGACCAGAGCAUCCUCUCCGAGAAGACUGCCAAGGCGUUCGCCACUUUCCUGUGGGGAGCUUUUGGCCCAGUCGCUGAGGGUUGGGAGGGUCCUCGUCCCUUAGGGAAUGUCGUCGUUGAUGGUUUCGACUUUGACAUCGAGCACAACGGUGGUUUUGGCUAUGCCACCAUGGUAAACACCUUCCGUGAGUAUUUCAACCAGGUGCAGGACCGCAAAUUCUAUCUCUCGGCUGCUCCUCAGUGUGUCCUCCCCGAUGCCCAGCUCGGUGAUGCGAUCACGAACUCCGCCUUCGACUUCAUCUGGAUUCAAUAUUACAACACCGCUGCUUGCUCGGCCAUGAGCUUCGUCGACAACACUCUCGGAUCGUUCAACUUCGACGCCUGGGUGACCACCCUCAAGACGACUGCCAGCCGCAACGCCAAGCUCUAUGUUGGUCUGCCGGCCAGUCCGACUGCAGCCAACGCGGGUUACUACCUUACUCCCAAGCAGGCGGAGUCCCUGGUUUCCACCUACAUGCGCCGGUACCCCGACACCUUUGGAGGUAUCAUGCUUUGGGAGGCUACCACAUCCGAGAACAACAAGAUCGAUGGCUCCACCUAUGCCGACCACAUGAAGGAUAUCCUUUUGGACUGUGACCCAAGCCCUCCCGUAACCUCCUCCAGCGCUAUCCCAUCGAGCACUCCGGUGACUUCGGCCACACCUUCGCCAUCAAGCAGUGCUGUUCCUUCCAGCACCCCUGCCGUCUCUGUGACCCCAUCGCCGUCUAGCAGUGCCGUUCCUUCCAGCACCCCGACUCCUUCUAGCACCCCUGUCAUUCCUGGAACAUCUGCUUCGAGCAGCCCUGUCUCUUCAAGCAGCGCCGUUGUCUCGAGCACGCCCGUUUCGUCCAGCACCCCGGUCAUUCCCGGAACAUCUGCUUCRAGCAGCCCUGAUUCCUCGAGYACCCCAGUUGCCUCGAGCACUCCGGCUUCGUCCAGCACCCCGGUCAUUCCCGGAACAUCUGCUUCGAGCAGCCCUGAUUCCUCGAGCACCCCAGUUGCCUCGAGCACUCCGGCUUCGUCCAGCACCCCGGUCAUUCCCGGAACAUCUGCUUCGAGCAGCCCUGAUUCCUCGAGCACCCCAGUUGCCUCGAGYACUCCGGCUUCGUCCAGCACCCCGGUCAUUCCCGGCGGCUCAUCCUCUUCUAGCGAGCCAGUCGCUUCGUCGACUCCUCUGAUUACCUUGACAUUGACCGUUUCGCCUACGCCCGCGCCCAGCUCAUCCUCCGCCUCCGGCACCCCCUCUACGAGCAAGCCUGUCAUCCCCAACACUUCGUCGACCUCGGGACAGUCCAGCGCCCCUGUUCCUUCCAGUGCUUCUGCCACCGGCUCUACGAGUGUCCCCGGCACCAGCUCGGGUGCGGUCGGCCAGUCAGGCUCCAGCUCCACCGGUGUGGCCAGCUCUACCCAGACUGACGUCGGCACUUCCCCAUCGCAAACCGCCGGCCAAUCGACAACCGUCACUGCCACCACGUCCUCGUCUUCCUCUUCCACCGACAAGAGCUCUACUACUGUCGGCAACGGCAAUGGCAGCGGAUCGACAACCACUACCGCUGCGACCGGCUCCAUCACCGCCGUGCCUACCGCCAGCUCUUCAGUCGCCGCUACGGGUGCCAGCUCGGAGCCUGUGACCAUCACCACUGUUAUUGUGACUUCCUACAUCGAUAUCUGCCCUACCGGCUUCACCACUGUGACCACUACGUACACAACCACAUACUGCCCGGGUACUAACACUGCAACCGCCACGGCCACCGUUACAAACCCUCCAGCUGGACCCGGUGGAUCCGGAUCGCAAACCCCCGCUCCCACUGUUCCCGAGGGCUGGACCACCACUGUGACCGUCUGCACUCAGUGCGCUGCCAAGCCAACCACCGUGACGUUGACGCUGCCUGUGACUGCCAUCCACACUGAAACUAAGUCGACUUCGACCGGCGUCGUGCCCGCACCCCCUGCCGCUACUGGCGAGGGAUCGAAGCCCACCAAGCCAUCGGGUGUUUCCCCCACCGGUGGUGCCGGCGGCUCUUCUGAAGGAGAGGUUCCUCCCCCAGCCGUGACUCUGGUCAGCACGAGCACCGACAUCGUGACGGUGAUUCGUCCCACUUCGAGCCACCCCGUGAUCCUCGGUACUGGCGCUGUCCGCCCUUCGUCGACGCUGGCCGUUAAGCCAUCGGCCAAGACAUCGGGUCAAACUUCUCACGUGCCCAUUCCUCCUAGCAGCACUCAAGAAGGUGUGUCGCCCUUGUCUACCGGUGCUGCCUCGCGCGUUGCUGGACUGGGCCACGGCUUGGUCCUCAUGGUUCUCGCCCUGUCUGCAUUCUUCGUCUUGUAA